AUGCCAAGCGAUUGCGCCGUUUGCGGCCAGGCUGCCGAGCCAUUGGCUGCCAAUGGGACGCCUCCCAGCAAGCCCAUCCCGUAUGAGGUCGAUGUGACCGCUCUUUCUGAAGGCUUGAAGAGCGAGGUGCAAGCCGCGGAGCACGCCUUUGCUCUGGACGCCGGCCGGGCGCUGGGCGGCCAGCAGAGCGCGCCCAGCCCGGUGCAAGCCUUCCUGUCCAGCAUCGUGGCCUGCACCCAGAUCACGCUCCAGAUCGUGGCCAAGGAGCGGGGAGUGGACCUGCAGCGCAUCGAGUGGCGCGGCUGGGGCGUGUUUGACACCCGCAAGCUUGUGGGCGGCUCCGACACUGACCCCCGCUUCCAGCAGAUCAAGGCAAGUGUGACGGGCAAGGUGUUCGCCGGGCCCAGCCAGAAGGUGUUGGAUGAGCUGGCAGGGCUGCCGCUGGCGCUGUUCCCGAGUGCAGCCGCCACCACCGCCCGCUGCCCCAUCAGCCAGAGCCUGCACCCCAGCAUCCACUUCACGCUCCAGCUGGCUGCCAGCGAGGCGUGA
This is a messenger RNA of Chlorella variabilis, 549 nucleotides long. RefSeq lists its product as hypothetical. The record is from RefSeq and is a predicted model, not a curated record. Lineage: Eukaryota; Viridiplantae; Chlorophyta; Trebouxiophyceae; Chlorellales; Chlorellaceae. Bases 1 to 549 code for a protein of 182 amino acids. The transcript has 5 exons.